Molecule: messenger RNA, 1938 nt
Organism: Oryza brachyantha (malo sina)
Lineage: Eukaryota; Viridiplantae; Streptophyta; Magnoliopsida; Poales; Poaceae
Product: superoxide dismutase [Fe] 2, chloroplastic
Exons: 8
Coding region: 66-845 (259 amino acids)
Biological process (GO): superoxide metabolic process
Cellular component (GO): chloroplast nucleoid
Molecular function (GO): metal ion binding; superoxide dismutase activity
Source: RefSeq, a predicted model, not a curated record
AGUAUCGGAUUGCAUCGAGGGAGUGAAAAAAAGCUUCGAUUUUUUGCGCGCGGCGCUGCAGAAAGAUGGCGGCUUUCGCCUCCGCGCUCCGUGCUCUCCCCUCACCGCCGGCCGCGGCGCGUCCUCAGCAACGGCGGCGGCUGCGCUCGAGAGAACAAAGCCAGGGCUGUAGAUCUCGAAGGUAUUCAAAAGUCGUGGCUUACUACGGUCUAACUACUCCGCCAUAUAAACUUGAUGCUCUGGAACCUUAUAUUAGCAAGAGGACAGUUGAACUUCACUGGGGUAAGCAUCAACAAGACUAUGUGGAUGGCUUGAAUAAACAGCUUGCUACCAGCAUGUUCUAUGGGUACACUCUGGAGGAAUUAAUAAAAGAAGCAUACAACAACGGCAACCCAUUACCAGAAUAUAAUAAUGCAGCACAGGUCUGGAACCAUCACUUCUUCUGGGAAUCAAUGCAGCCAGAAGGUGGUGGGUUGCCAGAGGGAGGUGUGCUGCAGCAGAUACAGAAGGAUUUUGGCUCGUUUACUAAUUUCAGGGAAGAGUUUAUACGCUCAGCCUUAACACUUUUGGGGUCUGGCUGGGUUUGGCUUGCCUUGAGUAGAAAAGAAAGAAAACUUUCAGUUAUCCAUACACAAAAUGCCAUCAGCCCACUUGCUCUUGGUGAUAUUCCAAUAAUCAACCUAGACUUGUGGGAGCAUGCUUACUACUUAGAUUACAAGGAUGACAGGCGAAUGUAUGUUACAAACUUUAUCGACCAUCUUGUCUCUUGGGAUACUGUCACUCUACGCAUGAUGCGUGCUGAGGCUUUUGUGAACCUUGGUGAACCGAAUAUCCCAGUGGCAUGAUAUGAGAUGAUAUGGAUAUGACCUGGAGAUAUGUAGAAACGUAUCCUCAUCAUAGAGGUAAAACUCAGCACUUUGCAGUUGCAACAUUACAUCCUGGCUCAUAUGCAGCUUAAUAAUGUAGCUUGUCAUUCACUAUAGAAAAAGAAACCAGGGAAUCCUUCAGUUUUUGGUGAUGACUUAUUUUCAAUCAUGACGUACCUUAAGUGUUAGCAAUAUCACAAAUCAUGCUUCUAGGGACAUUAUCAUAUAACACAAAAAGGUUUGUCUUGAAAACUAGAAAUCAAUCAUAUAUUGGGAUUGACAUUUAAACACAUGCUGCUGGGAGCCGGGGAGUAUUAGGGAGCAUGUGGCUUGCUGCUGCUUCUUUGACAGGGUUAAGUAACAUAAUCAAUUGCCCUCAAAGAAAUGGAAAAUGACACAUGCAUGAUAGGAUAUCAUGAUGAAUUAGAUUGAAGACCGUAGCAAACAGGUUGGUAAAAUUUGAUUGCAUGAUUGAAUCUGAGUAUUAGAUUGUGCAGUGAUGAGUAUGGACAGCUUAGGGUUCAUUUAUCCACCUUUACAGGUAUGGUGAUUAAAGAAAGAUCCUUUCAUAAACCUUGCAUGGCAACUGCAUUAAGAAAAUAGCUAAUUUGCCAAUUGCGCUUCAACUAAUACUUAUGGACUUAACUUAAUCGACCACUCACUAUGAAACUCUUAGGGAGGUAUUUUUCUUGGGAAAGAAUGAUGUUUUGUUACUCCUUUCCAUAAGUCCAUUUUACUUAUACAGUGUAGAGUCCCGGUUCUUUUGCAAGGUUUCCUAGGACUUUGAACUUGCCAGUAAACUGGUAUCCUGUGGAUUUUUAGUCUUAAUUACACAUCCACAACUUCAGGUUGAUGCUAUAUCCUUGCAAAAAGGAAAAUUGUUAUUAAAGCAUUACUAGCACUAUUGCUUUCCAUGUCCUACACUGAGCUAUUUGAUGCAAUGUUCUUGAGUGGGCCCUAUUCCCCGAAGUGGUCCUCCGGUCUUUUCUCUGUAACCACAGGCAGAGACAAGUUUAUUUGUUUUUAGACUUUACAUUGUUUUGCUUUAUGUGUACCAUGGGUGGGUUAUGCU